Molecule: messenger RNA, 3122 nt
Organism: Tuber melanosporum (Perigord truffle)
Lineage: Eukaryota; Fungi; Ascomycota; Pezizomycetes; Pezizales; Tuberaceae
Exons: 10
Coding region: 265-3009 (914 amino acids)
Molecular function (GO): phosphatidylinositol binding
Source: RefSeq, a predicted model, not a curated record
AUUUCUCACCCUGCUUUCCAACCACCCCCUGGGCCCCACCACAGCUAUCAUAAUUAUCAUCCUCAAGAGUGUUCUCAAACCCUAUUUGUUAUUCCAGCUACAAGUACCCCCGCCCCCCCCUCCUCUGGAACCCCUGUUCUCCGACGAUAGAUUUAAUUAGACGGUAGUCCAUCUUAACUUGCCCGCACCUUCCUAGUUUUUAGUUUUUUUUAUCGUUCGGAUUAGAAUCUUUAGCACACGCUUUAUCUCAGCUUCUCCCUCGUUAUGACGGCCCCGGCUCCACCAGAUCUGUCCUCAUUGCCCAUCUCUGGUAAGAAGAAUAUCUUGGCCGGGAAGCAAGAGCACUAUCUUAAGAGGGAGCUCGUUUCCCGUCAGGUUCAGUUCGAGAUCUCAGAGCUCAACUCCCCGACAGCUUUACAACGUUUCGGAGCGCCUUUCCGCUCACCCCUAGGAGAGGUCGCUCCUGUCGAUAGUGAAUUACCGAUUUUAAGAUACAUCUUUGUUCACCAUGUUAGAAAUUUCCCGUUCCUGGAUCAAGCGAGGGAGAAGGAGUUCUGGCAGGAUAGACUACAAGUGUUUCUCGAAUCCUUUGCAAACAAACGAAUAUCGUCCUCCGAGGAUCGUUUAGAGGAAACCAAGCGGAGGAAGCUUGCCCUGAAGUGUGAAAAGGUUGUUGCCUUAAUGAUGAACUCCGGUAUCCCUACGGCAUCUGGCUAUGAGGAGAGUGUUGGGUUUGAUGAAAUUGAGGCUGCCGGAGGGGCCGACCGAGCUGCGAGUGAGAACGGUAUAUUAGUCAAUAUGACGGAGGGGCAUUGGGUUAACGGCUGGGAUGUCAAUGUUGCUUCAGUGAGGCAAACAAGUAUCAAGAGGACCGUGCGGUAUCAUACACAUGCAGAGUUCUUGAUUCGCACAAAGAGAAUGGAUCAGCCAGAUGUGAUUGUUGGCAGAAGGUAUGGCGCAUUCGCCCGCCUCCAUCGAAAUCUUCGGAACGAGCUUCCAGGAAAGGUUCUCCCGGCUCUCCCACGGAAGAUCAAUAAAUCUCAAACGUCGACUAUGGGUUUGCUCUCUAUGUCAUCAGCCGAUGACCGGUCCUCUACGUACUCUGUUUCGACAACUUCUAGCAACUCUGUGAAUGCAAAUGGCGAGAAGGGUGGCAGUGGCCACAAACGGUCUCAAUCAUUAGGCGCUUCUUUAGGCAUAAGCAAGCAUAGUCGCAACGCUUCUCGAAACUCUUUGGCUAGCAGUAUAAAUGAGCCAGUCACCCUCUGGCGUGAGAACCAGAGGAUAUCAUUGAGAGCAUUCUUAAGGGUUCUACUUGGCGAUGCCCAGGUUGCAAAAUCUAGGGCGAUGAAUGAUUUUCUGCUGAAAGACCCUAUUACUUUGAAUGAAGAAGAGCUUAACGAUGAAGCGAGGCGGCGAGAAAUGGAUCAUAUUAGAAUUUUGGAGCAACAGAAGUUCUAUGAGAUUGCAAGACAGAGAGCUCGAGAGCUCGAUGUUUACAUGGAGAGUUUCAGAAGGGAGAUUGUUGAAAGCAAUGGAUUAACGAAACUUUUUGCGGAAAUAAGAGAGAAGGACAAACUUGAAGAUCUCUCAUUGCAAUAUAAGAAGUUUGCGGAAUGGCUCAGGAUAGAGGUUGCUGCGACUAUUUAUCACAUUUUCCUCGCUGAAGAUAACUCGCCCGAGCUGUUUCAUCAAGCUAAGAGAAUUCACUCCUUAAUUCCUUACACAAUUCUCAAAAAUGUUAUUCGCAUUGCCAAUCCAGCCGCUGUGAUGACAGGAGUGCUGGAUCUAUUUUUGGCAACGCCGUUUGGAUCCCGGUCAUUGAUGCAACGAAUUCUUUCUCUGGCUAUAAACGAUGGCAUCAGGCAGCUGCAAAAGAGCAUAGAUUCUUUGACGGUAAAAAUCAACGAUCCGGUGCUCUGUAGCAAGCUGAGGCAGUUUACCGAAAUCGAUGAAGAAACCCGCGAGGAGAUUAGAAUGGAUGCGGUUCUCGACCAAGUUGAUCUGAUUGUCGCUAUAUUAAGAUCGGAAAGGAUAGAGCCAGAACUCGAACCGAAGCAGGUGGAGACUAUAUUCAACGCUUACGUGGGCUGGAACAAUGCAGUUGAAAAUAUCGACGAUAUGAGGGCAGGCGGACAGUUGUUCGCUUACCUGAAACAAUUGUUGAAGCUGUACACCAGACAGCGAGACAAGAACAUGAUGUUAGCUAUAAUCGGAGAGCCAGUAACACUGCAGCUCUUCCGCGACCUCUUCACCAUCUUUUACGAACCGCUGAUCAGGGUAUACAAAUCGGCAAAUGUAUACAACAGUGUAACAGACUUUGCCGUGUUUGCUGACGACAUGGUGGAAGUUAAAGAAACAUUGACGGUUGAAUCUAUAGACAUGUCUUCGGACCCUAACCAGACCGUCCAGGCCUUUAUCGACCUUUGCGCUCGCCACGAGAAUAACUUUUACAAAUUCGUCCACGAGGUCCACAUCCACGACGAUGGGCUUUUCGAGAAGCUCAUGGGUUGGCUAGAAGGAAUUCUGUCAUUCCUUCGCAGUGGCCCUAAAUCGGGCCCACUAGAUAUGAAUCGCCUUGUAGAAGAAGCCGUCCUGCGCGGUGAUAUCGACGGCAAUAAAGCCAAAGAAGAGAUCGAUCAAUUGAUCAAAUGGCAAGCCCAAAGGAGAAAGUGGCAUGAAGACAAGACUAGGCAAAAGAUGGCUAGCGGAGGUGACAUGAACGGAUGGCUCAACACCGCCCCCGACAACGCAUUCACAACGUCUGAUUUCCACCUUAACGAGACUGACCUUGACGAUCUGAACAACGUCGAUGACGACAACAACUCCAGCGACGAGGACGAAUCCGACGACCAAGCCGACCCAAUCGAAGCCGAGAAGCGUCGGAGGAAAAAGAAGCAGGACCAUUUAAGGCGUAGCGCUGGCGAGCCGGAAAAGCCGGAAAUCAGCGAGAUUCUGAAGUUGCAGGUGGAAUUCUUACUGCAGCUUAGGAAUGUGCUGGCGGAGUAAUGACAGCAAUGAGUAGAUUAACCGGGCUACCGCUACUGCUUACGAAAUUUGCUGAGUGGAAAUGGGUGGAGUUUUUAGUUGCCAGGUGUAAUAGGGACUUUCUUUUUCUUUCU